AUUGCGUAGAACAAAAACAUCUCAUCCCUGUAAUCCAAAAAUUGCCUUUCCCUCUUUCAGAUCUCAUCCGCUGUAUUUGAUCGACAUGUCCCGCUGAGCUGAUCGUUGCACCUCCGUCCCCGAAAUUCCACUCCCAAUCUCGUUAAACUCUGUUUUUUCUGGUUCAAUUCUUUUUCACAUUCUUCUCGCGAUUAUUUUGAGGUUGUUUAUUGUAUUAAAUCAUAGCUGCAUUGUGGAAUGUGGGAUUUCUCGGAAUAUCUAGGGUUUAUAUCACCCGGUACCUGCGGACAAUGUGCGAUUUUCAGAUCAGAGGACGAACGCACGGGAUGGAGAUUGUACUAAAAGAGAAGGAUGCUGCGGAUUGGGUUUAUAGAGGCGAAGGAGCCGCUAAUAUUGUUCUUGCUUAUACUGGCUCCUCUCCAGCUUUUAUUGGAAAAGUUAUGCGUAUUCAAAAGGCUCCCAUCAAUGGGUCACAACGUGCGAGGAGUCCAACUACAUUUACCAAGUACGAAUACUUGUUGUGGGGUGACAUAGGGAACCUUGUCUCGUGUACUGACAGGGACAUUGCUGCCCAAACCUUUGUGCAGCAUGUGAUGAGCCCCUUAUUAGGUUCCAAACACGUCGAUGCUGGUAAACUUGUCAAAGUAAGCAGAGAGUUUUUAGAGUUGGCAGAGAAGGAAGUAAGUAGUCAACGGCCAUCUUGGAGGGUAAAUACUGGAAAGAUUGAUACACAACGUGAUUAUGCUCUUAUUCUAUCUGAUCAUUCCAUAUUCCCUCACGGUGCUUUAGAUGGGGAACCUUGCAUAUCUGUUGAAAUAAAGCCAAAAUGUGGGUUUAUCCCAUUCUCAAGGUUCAUAACCCAUGGCAAUGCUGUUAAACGGUGUAUGACUCGUUUCAGAAUGCACCAAGCCCUUAAGCUGCAUCAAGAAGAGAUAUCGGAGUUCAGUGAUUAUGAUCCUCUAGAUCUCUUCUCUGGUUCCAAGGAUCGUAUACUUAAAGCAGUCAAGGAUCUUUUUUCGACCCCUCAAAACAACUUUCGUGUGUUCUUGAAUGGCUCUCUUAUAUUUGGGGCCUUGGGUGGUUCUGCAGAAAAUACUGACGUGAUUGUUGGGGAAGCAUUUGAAGAUGCACUCAAGUCUGAUGUUCGAGCAGAUAUUGGUCUGUGUACAACUAGCUUGCUACAGCUUGUCACUGAAACUUUAUACAAAUCUGGAGUUAUGGAUCGACUUCUUGAAGUCCAGAAGCUUGAUAGUUUGGACAUAGAAGGUGCUAUUCAUGCAUAUUAUGAUGUAAUUUCAGAGCCUUGUGUGGUUUGUGGACAGUUGAAUGAAGAUGAAGAAUUGCAUAGAUAUGCCUCUUUGCAUUCCCUCCCUCUUGAUCAAAGCUUAAAGAUUGUCAAAAACUUUUUGAUAGCUGCUACUGCUAAAGACUGUAGCUUGAUGAUUAGUUUUAGGCGAAGAGUAGGUGAAGAAUGGGGGUCUUCAAAUAACACAAUACGCCUCGAAUCAGGGAAAUUUUUUGAUUAUAAGGCACACUUCAUUGACUUGGAUUUGAAACCUAUGAAGAAGAUGGAAGAAUAUUAUGAAUUGGACAAGAAGAUAGUGAGUCUCUACAGGAAAAUAGAGAAAGGGAAAGUUGGUGAUAUUUCAAAUGCAAAAUUUUACAAGUCUAAGCUUGGAAAGUAGAUCCCCAAUAUUAAGGAACAAUUGCCUCACUGAGGAUUUACUUGUGUAUGUGAAUACUGGCGAUGCAGGGUUAGUGUUGCCCAUGUCUAUAUCUGGACCUUCAGAUAAGGAUUUGUGGGGUAUGCUUGAGUGCUGUGUAUCUCAUGGUCCAAUGCAAUGGCUGCUCUUGGCUGUAUCCUUCCCUAAAAAAGGGGCGAUUGAAAAGGUAUGUAAAAGAAUGAAAAUUGACCAAGAAACUAGAAACUUUCUGAAAAGAGAGGUAGCUGACAUAGUAGCACGCACACUGCACAUUGCACAUUGCAGAGCAACGCCUCAGCGUCAAGAUGGUAGAUUGAUUGCACAGAGACCUAAUUUGAUGAGGGCUAGUGUAGGAGAGCCAUGUGUAAUACAAUGUUCCAAGUUCUGAAGGGGAGUUGGGGCAUUCAAUGAAAGAACAACACAAAUAGACAAGGGACAGAGUUGGGAGAAGACGAGAUCGAGGGAUUGAGGAGAAAGGUCAUGCUUCUGAUUUUACCUCAUUUUCCCCUGCAUUCUUAGCUUCAUUUUUAUUUGAAUCUGAUCCAUUUCUUUAGAUGAGUGAAGUGAUAUUUGACUUCUAGAAACCCUACUCUGUUUCUGUUCCUUUUUAUAUCAUGCAUUUUUUUUCAUAAUAAUUUAGUUGUCUAAUAAAAUUACAAUUGGUC
This is a messenger RNA of Cucurbita maxima (winter squash), 2368 nucleotides long. RefSeq names its product inositol-pentakisphosphate 2-kinase-like. NCBI's taxonomy places the organism in Eukaryota, Viridiplantae, Streptophyta, Magnoliopsida, Cucurbitales, Cucurbitaceae. The transcript has 10 exons. Gene Ontology annotation, cellular component: nucleus. Gene Ontology annotation, molecular function: ATP binding; inositol-1,3,4,5,6-pentakisphosphate 2-kinase activity. Gene Ontology annotation, biological process: inositol phosphate biosynthetic process. The record is from RefSeq and is a predicted model, not a curated record. The coding region runs from base 291 to 1685 and encodes 464 amino acids.